Messenger RNA from Molossus molossus (Pallas's mastiff bat), 984 nucleotides. Its product is annotated as olfactory receptor 6X1. Gene Ontology annotation, biological process: G protein-coupled receptor signaling pathway. Gene Ontology annotation, molecular function: G protein-coupled receptor activity; olfactory receptor activity. Gene Ontology annotation, cellular component: membrane. Lineage: Eukaryota; Metazoa; Chordata; Mammalia; Chiroptera; Molossidae. The record is from RefSeq and is a predicted model, not a curated record.
AUGAGAAAUGGCACAGCAAUCACAGAGCUCAUCCUCCUAGGCUUCCCUGGUAUCCAAGGACUACAAAGCCCUAUCUUUACAGUGGUCGUUUUCAUCCACAUAUAAACCCUUGCGGGCAAUGAGCUCAUUAUUGUCUGGGCUGAGCCCAAACUACAAAUUCCAAUGUACUUCUUCCUUUGCAACUUGCCCUUCCUAGAGAUCUGGUAUACCACCACGGUCACCCCGAAACUGCGAGAAACGUUUGUGGUGGCAAGAACAGCUCUCUGGCCCCGCUGCUGCCUGCUGCAGUCCUUCCACUGCUUCCUGGGCACCACCGAGCUCUUCAUCCUCACCGCCAUGUCCUGUGACCGUUACAUCUGCAAGCCCCUUCACUACCCCACCAUCAUGACCAGCAACCUCUGCCUGCAACUGGCCCUCGGCUCCUGGGCGGUGGGCUUCACCAUUGUUUUCUGUCAGAUGCUGCUGCUCAUCCAGUUGCCAUUCUGUGGCAACAAUGUCAUCGAUCAUUUCUACUGUGAGGUUGGUCAUCUGAAAGCAGCCUGUGGAGACAGCAUUUUGGAGCUUCUGUGUCCCUUGGCAACCGUCCUGGUAAUCCCAGUCACUGUGAUUUCUUAUGCCUCUGUUCGGUCUACCAUCCUACAGACUCCUUCCGCCUCUGGCCGCCAGGGGGCUUUCUCUGUGCCUCACCUGACAGUUGUCGCUCUGUUUUAUGGCGCUGUUUUGUUUAUGUAUCUGAGACCCACCGCACACUCCUCCUUUAAAAUCAGUGAGGUGGUGUCAGUGCUAAAUACUAUCCUCACACCCCUUCUGAACCCUUUUAUUUACACAAUUAGAAACAAGGAGGUAAAAGAAGCCCUGAGGCAAAGACUCAUCGUGCAGAGUAAACAUGCAAAACAGCAAAAUAAAGCUAAUGCAGACCCCAAAUUAAAUGUGAACGAGGACUGUGAAGAACAUAAAGAGGUGAAAGCAAACUAUGAUGGUUAG